AUGUCGUGGACCAGCACAAUUACAACACAAUCAAUUUUACGAACAAAUUUAAUUGGUUGUGCUAUAAUUAAUCGUCCAUUUCGUGCCAUUGGCAAUAAUCCCGGCAAUUAUGAUCCAAAUAAUUUGACACCAUCUGUUUGCAUGCAAGCCUGUUCAUCUGUUGGUUAUUCAUAUUCAGCUGUUUCAUCAGGACGAUUUUGUUUUUGUGGAAACUCAAAUUCAAAUAAUAUAACUUCAAAUCAAACGUUAUGCAGUACAGUACCAUGUUCCGGUGAUAAUUCGGCAUUUUGUGGAGGAUAUGAUUAUGAACUUGUUUAUACUGUGGCUGGCUACAUAGACUCUACAAAAAUUCAACUUAAUGGAAGUACGGGAAAUUUACAAAUAAAUCAGCCGUGCCAAUUUGAUGUUUCAUAUAGAGGAAUAGUUAGUAAUAUCAAUUAUCAAGUGAUGUUUGGCGAUGGUAGUACAACCGAUUGGAUUCCGGGGAACGUUAAUGGAACAAAAUCAUUUUAUCAUACUUAUUUAAUGGCUGGUCAGUUUCUAGUUACCGUUUUUGCUCGAUCAUUAGCCAAUACGCCAACUGUUCAAAGUACAAUAUCAGUGAUUGUUGCUGAUCAAGUAACACAAAUGGAUAUAUCGUUUACGUGUCCGAAUGUCACAGGAACUGAUCAAAAUGUUUAUUGUCAAUUAACAACUGAUAGAGGAACUGGAAUGACAGCUAUGUUCAAUUAUAAUAAUACGAGUGUCUCACGAACUAUUGUAAAUGUACCAGAUACACAAUAUUUCUCGUACGGUUUAUCUGUUUCACAAUAUCCGCCACUGGACUCAACGGUUCUUACAGGAAUUGCAACAACUGACAUAAUCAUUCUUCCACAGAGUACAGUGACAACAGCCGGGCGAUUGAUAUCUAUUCGAUUCUAUGCUAUUUCAUCUGGAUCUGUGACAAUUUAUCUAUUGCGGCCUAAUUGUGGUGCGAGUCCAUCUUAUUGUUAUGAUUUCAAUACAUGUGGCAGUUGUUCAGAACCCAUGUUGUUUCAAUGUAGUAAUGUCUUAACUCUAACUAUUCCAAGUGUUAAUGGUUCAAAUCAAUAUUUAUUAAACGCGACAACUACAAUGAAUAAAACAGUGUUAGUCGGAGACAUAUUUGGUUUCUUAGCUUCUGCAUCAACACCUCUCAUUGGUAAACAAAUUCAAAGCGAUAAUACUCAAGAUUAUAGAUGUGUACCAACGUGGACUAUACCAAGUCAACAAUUUACUUGUUUACCCAACUACACAAACGUAAACACUACUUAUCGGUUUUUGUUACAAGCAUUUGUUGUUCAGGCAACAAUUAUUGCACCGAUAAAUCUCUACACAUCAGCGGGAAAUUAUAUGGUACAGGCUAGUUUAUCACAAAAUAGCUUAGUAUUUAAUCAAACAGCCAUUUUGCCAGUAGUGAUUGCAAUACAAUCAAUAAUUGUUAAUGGCUCAUUAUCUGGGAGUAUCAAUACAGUCCAAACAUUUACGGCCACCUAUCUGCCUCAAAAUGCCUCACCUCCAACGUACACAUGGUCGAUUAAUAACCAGAACAUCUCAACAUCGAACAAUACAAUCAAUUAUUCAUUUACCACUAUGGGUACAUAUACAAUCAUGUGUUGUGCACAAAAUCUCGUGUCACUUCGGUGUAAUACCAGCCAAAUACUCAUCGAAGACACGAUAACCAAUUUAAAAUUAAGUCCCAUUAAUAUAUCAGUAUCAACAUCUCUCCCAUUACAACAGGUCAGUUUUAUAUUAUCAAUGACAUCUGGUUCAAAUUAUGUAUGUCAAAUUAAUUAUGAUCAAACAUCACAAUCGGCCAUUUUCACCUAUCAGUACGUAUUGGGCUAUGUACCUGGCUCAAUUGUUACCUAUCAAUAUCUACAAGAGGGAACAUACAAUAUAUCAGUUUAUUGUGUGAAUAAUAUCAAUUCACAAACGUUUAGUCUCAUACAUUAUGUUCAAUUACCUAUUCAAAAUCUACAAUUAAUACAACGUGGUGUAAUAAAAAACGUAAAUUACGUGAUAAAUAUCACGAUAUCUCAAGGAACGAAUCCAACAUUUACUAUUGUUUUGAAUGGAAAUCAAUUGACUUACACAUACUAUCCCUCAAAUGGUCUUGUUCAAACACAACAACUUUCUGGGCAAUCAGCAGGAAAUUAUUCAAUCAUAAUAAAUGCCUAUAAUUAUAUAUCGAAUGUAACAUACAGUGAUGUAUUUUCCAUCGAAACACUAAUUCAAAAUCCUCAAGUGUAUGCAUCCAAUUAUAGCACUAUGUUUCCUGGUCCAGUUAAUUUCACAUAUACAAUGGAUUCGGGUAGCAAUGUUGAUAUUACUUUUUAUUAUGGUGAUGUGAAGUCAGACGAUAUCUCAACAAGCACAACAUGCUACUAUGCUGGAGAUUAUCCGACUGGUAGACCAUUAAAUCAGUGUACUCCAAGUUCUCAUAUCUUUCUAAAACCAGGCAAUAUCACUGUGAUAACAAAGUUUUCCAAUCCAUUGAAUACAAUUUAUCGAUAUACCACAAUUGUGGUUACAACAUCUGUUAAUCCCAUUCAAGUUGUCACUAGUAUCGGAUCUGUUGUUGCUAGUUCAUGUAUAGCAGCAUAUGUAAAUAAUUUAGCUUUGGCCAAUUUUGUUAUUCAAAGCCAAGAUUUAACAUCAAAACCAGCAUCCAAUGCUUAUGUCAUUAUCACACCAGAUUCAACACAACCAAAUCAAACGCAAGGUCCAUAUUCACUAACCAUGGAUUAUGAUUCAUCCCCAGCACGUAGUGUAAGUGGUUUAACGAUUUUAUAUUCACAAUUAGGCAAUUAUACAGCAUUAUUCAAUGUUAAAAAUAAUUAUGAUUCUGUUGUUAUAAAUUGUACCGUUCAAGUUGUAUCCGUUUUACAAGAUGUUUAUUAUUCUAUAAUACCGAUUAAUUGGCCAUUAAAUUCCAUUACAUCAUUUAAAGCAUCUGUUUACAUUGGUGAUAUAAGCCCGGGAUCUGUUACGCUAUCAUGGAAUUUUGGUGAUGGUUCACCUUCAAUAACACGAAAUAGGACAGCCACUCAGUUUUAUCAAGCUGAUACUGAAAUACAUUUUUAUACUGCUGUUGGCUUCUAUAUAAUGACAAUAACAGCAAUUAACAGUGUAAGCAGUGUUACAAAUAAUUUUCAAGUUUAUGUUCAGUAUGCAGUUAAAAAUUUUACAGUUAAUGUAACUGGUAGCGGUACAUUACCAUCUCAAAUUAUUUACACUCAAAGUCCUGCAACACUUAAUUUUUCCGUACAAGACACAAGUACACCAGGAGCAUCAACAGCAUUUAUAAUAAUUGACUUUAAUGAUACUACAAACUCAGCAAUUGUAAAUGCGAGUCUUCCAUAUACUGCUUCGUAUACCUAUAAUUCAUUUGGAAUAUAUUAUGUAAAUUUUACCGCGUACAAUAGAGUUUCGAGUGUAACACAGCUAACAAAGGUUUCUAUCAAUGCUCCAUUUACUAAUCUUGGAAUAAUAGUUUGCUAUCUAUUACCAACAGAGACCAGUCCACUUGAAGAUAUAUGUACUCUUGUCAAACGAGGUUCUGUAUCCGUUGUACCAAAACAAAGUCAAUUGGUUAUUUAUGCAUCAUGGUCAAAUUCAACUGGUAUACCAGAAACAUUUACAUUAACAUUAACUAAUUCAUCGUCAUACGUCUAUACAAUUAUCUAUUCUGUCAGUCAAGUUACAAAUAUGUUUACUACUGUUGGUAUUACUUCAGGAUCUUCAUUAUAUCGAAUUGUUUUUGAUUUAGAAAGUAAUAUGAACGUAACGGAUGAUACAUACAAUGUAAGAGUUAAAGUUGCCAAUCCUUCUUACUCAUCUUCAGUAUCGCAAUAUAUUCAAGUUAUGACAGCUAUUGGUGGUUUAUCGAUAAGUGAUCGAAACGUCAUAAAUAAUAUAAAUACACAAAAAAUAUUUUAUGCUGUUUAUACAAAUUUUUCACAAUAUUCAUGUUUAUAUAUUCAAUAUUCUGAUUUAACAUAUGAAUGUUAUGGUGAUCCAUUAUCAUGUUCUACAUUGCCAUCGGAUAUACCGGCUCUCACACCAUGCUCUACUACUCUACUAUUCAAUUACACCACACCCUCUACAACAGUGACAUUUUCAAGAGCAUUUAAUCAAUCACAAGCAUUUGUAUACGGUUACGCAUGGAAUGCGAUGACAAGAACUACACAAGAAACCUAUUUUUCAUUUCCUAUUACUGGUAGUCUUUGUAAUUUACCCUAUAUUACAUUUGACAUUCAUAAUCCUAUCCUUCGUUGGGCACGUCAAGUUUUUCGUAGUGAAUCAUUUUCAGUUAUUGCUUACACAGCAUUGAAUUGUUCAUUAUCGCUGAAUAAUACAAAAGAAUGGACAAUUGCUCAAUGUAAUACAACAAGUGGCUUAUGUACAUCAACAAAAAUGUUGAACAAUAUUGUUAAGGGAUUGUCAUCAUCGACAACAGCAGAAAUUUAUAUUCCAGCCAUGACACUUCAGUACGGUUCAUAUCAAUUCAAAUACACCGUUUAUAUGAAUUCAAAACAAACAUUUUUAUCCUACGAAACAACGUAUAUUGAAGUUGUUCAAUCGCCUCUUGUUGUAAAUAUGUUAGCAAACGGAACAUCAUCCAUUACUCGUGGUGUAGCACAAGAUCUUGUUUUGAAUCCUGGUGCUUGGACAAUCGAUCCAGAUUCAACGUUUUUUGCUUCUUAUAAUUGGUCCUAUGACUAUUAUUGUCGCAUUUAUGGUCAAUCGAAUUAUCCUAAUUUAAAUGGAAUACUAUUCACGAUAGAAGACACGAGAAUUGAUACAAUGAAUCCGUCUUGUUUUGCCAGUCCUGGUAAUGAAACGUAUAAAUAUGGUCCGGGUAAUAAUAAAUCUGUGGUGUCUAUAGAAGCUGGUGCAUUACAGUCAGGUCACACAUAUGAAUUUAAAGCAACUUUAACCAAUAUUUAUAAUUCUGAUUUACAGUACAGCGGUUAUCUAUUAGUUCAGAGUCAAGAUAUCAAUUCUGUUCAAGUAUCCAUAUCAUGUAUUAUUAAAAUGUGUGAACCAAAUGUCGAAUAUCAACGAAUUAAUCCCACAACUCAAGUAAUUCUCACUUCGACUUGUGUAGACGGUUGUAGUAUUGCAGAAGAUAUUAAAAUAUCAUGGAGUGUGUAUCAAGGCUUUGUUACUGAUUAUCCAAAUACAGAUGUAAAAUGGGUGUUAUACUCGAAUAUGACACAAUAUCUGGAAACAUGGUUUUAUGGCGAAGAUUCGACAAAUUUUACAGCAACAAGCGCAUUGUUCGUAAAUAAUCCAAAUAUUAUCUAUUGGAGUUUUCAAGCAAUGUAUAUUGUAACCGAUAAAAACGGUAUAUUAGUUGGAUCAGGAUCGAUUCGGUUUGUGAUCAAUGCUCCGCCUGUUAAUGGAACAUGCUCAAUUGAUUUAACCAGUGGAACUACGAGCACAGUUUUUACUAUCACUUCCUGGACAACGGAUAAUACAAGUCGAACAACAAUUGGUUUUACCAGUCAAACAAGUUUACAAGUGAGGUUACCAAUAGGUAAUCCCACAUUGAAUCUGGUAGCACAAAUACGAGAUGUGUAUGAUGCGAUUACAGAAUAUUCAAUGCCUCAAGUCACAGUGGUUGCAGACAAUGUAACAAUAAUGACUUUUCUUCAACGCAUUCAAGAUGAUCAACAACUUGAUAUUGAUGGUGGAGUCAUCGAGCAGUUGCUACAUGGUGGAGAUCAAAGGAUAGCUAGUCAAGUUUUGUUGUCAAUAUCACAAAUGUUAAAUAUGAUGAGUUUAGCUGAUGAACAAUUAGCGAUCAUAAAUAUACCGGUAACUGGUAUAAUGGUCGCUCAACUUGGUGCAUCGACAAUUUCACAAAAUAUAUCGAAUACGACAGACACAACCGCUGCUAUGGCAAAUUAUAGUUCAAAUUUGAAUUUACGUGCAACAGCACGUGAUUAUGUCAUGCAAUUCAUCGGGAAUCUAUCUAUAACCAAUGUGGAUAGUAUAAAUCUGCAAGCAGCAGCAGUAGCUGAUCUCACUGAAGCAACAACCGAAUUGAGUCGACAAUCUUCGACACUUGCUUCGAAUAAAUGUUUACAAUUGUCAAAUGCAUUGAAUAAUAUGGCACAAACAAUUUCAGUUGAAGAUGCUUUCAAUGCAGCCAAAAGUAUCGCAGUUUGUACAAGUAAUGCUAUCACGGGAGCCAAUGCACCACUACUACAACGUGCUGAAGUGCUGAAUCUUGAUUAUGAUCGUGCAAAUAUGUUGCCGGUCGAUUAUGAAACAGAUCUGGAAACUGUAUGGUCAAAUCCUACUUUAUUUGCUGACGGUGAUGAUUUUUCAUGGGAAACAAUACAAAAAAAUCGAAAUAUUUAUUAUCAACAACAAACGUCAAAUACUAUUACAGCACAAGCACAGAAUUCCUUAUCAAUGCUAAAAAAUGUUCUAAGUUAUCACCUGAAUAUUGGACAAAACAUUGUAAUCAACACAUCGGCUGUAGCAUUAUCAUUACAAAAAGUAAAAUCAAGUAACUUAACAAGUAUUACAAUAUCACAAUCAGAUGAGGCAAGAGUUACUCUACCAGCAAUUAAUUUUUGUCAAACAAUGACACAAGUUCAAAAUUGUACAAAUAGUACACCAAUUACUCUCAAUUCUGUAAUGUUGCCAUUAGCAUUAGCAGGUCAAAAUGGACGUUUAAUUACCAAUACAAAUCUUUCAACGAGUGUUUCAUUAACACUUUCGGAUGAAACGGGUACAACAAUAUCAAUAAGUAAUUUAAGUGUAUUAAUUGAAAUAAUUAUUCCACGUGAACAAAAUUUAAGUCCAUCUCCAAUGACAUAUCAAAAUGUAACGAGUAUAACUGCAUUACAAACAUCGUCAGCAAAUAAUAAUAAACAAUUUUUUCUCCAUUACACUAAUAUAACACCAUCAAACAUAAACCAAACAUUAUCUGUAAGUUUUGAAAUGCAACCAGUUAAUUUAAAUCUUGGUUAUAUGUUAAUAAUGAAAUUUGAUGGUAUACCAACGUUAAAUAGUACAAAAAAUAUGACAGAUGGUUGGAGUAUAUUAUGUCCAACAAAUCUCAUACUCUCCGCAACGGAUGGAUUAAUUUAUAGUUAUUUUAUUGAUAAUACACGAACAAAAGAUCAUCUUUUGGCUUUUUUUGGUAUUAGAGAGCUAAAUAAUACUGAAUUACAAACGUAUUGUCCAACAAAUGGAAGUGCUGCACCCACUGGUCCACCAAUUAACGAUCAAGCUGUCAAUUUUUCUUCGAAUUACGAAGUACGUAUAUAUACAUCGGGCUGUUAUUAUCUUGAUGUGAAUUCGAAUUGGCAAUCAUCUGGACUUACGGUUGGUCCUCAAACUAGUCAUACGCUAACUCAUUGUUAUUCAAACCAUUUAACCACGUUCGCUGGAGGAUGGGUAGUAUUACCAGCACCAAUUAACUGGAAUUAUGUGUUUGCUAAUGCUGAUUUUUCACGAAAUAAAACCAUCUAUUUAACAGUUAUUUUAACUGUUGUUUUAUAUCUUAUCAUUUUAAUAUAUGCUCGAUAUAAAGACAAAAAAGAUGUGGAAAAAUUGGGUGUUACACCACUACCAGAUAAUCUUACCGCCGAUAUAUAUUACUAUCAAAUUAUUGUAUUUACGGGAUUGAGAAAAGAUGCUGGAACAAAAUCAAAAGUACAUUUUAUAAUAUCGGGUGAUGAUGAUGAAACAGGUGUUCGAACAUUGGAAGAUCCAAAUCGUACUAUACUUCAACGUGGUGGAAUUGAUGCUUUUGUGAUGUCUGUUCCAAAAUCAUUGGGUCAAUUAAACUAUAUUCGCAUUUGGCAUGAUAAUACAGGCAAAGGCACAUCAGCAUCAUGGUUUUUGAAAUAUAUUGUUGUACGGGAUCUUCAAACAAUGGAAAAACAGCAUUUUAUUUGUCAACAAUGGCUUGCAGUAGAAAAAGAUGAUGGAUCGGUUGAUCGUCUAUUACCUGUUGCUGGUGAAGCCCAAAAAACAGAAUUUGCCUAUUUAAUGUCGAAAAAAACGUAUCAAAAUAUGAGUGAUGGUCAUUUAUGGUUUAGCGUAUUUUCUCGUCCACCAUCGACACGAUUCACACGUUUUCAACGUUGCACAUGUUGCUUUGUUUUACUAUUCAUGUCUAUGUUAAUGAACAUUAUGUACUACGAUCAAACACAAGAAUCAAAAAAAACGACAAGUGGUGGUCUGUCGAUUGGUCCAUUUUAUGUCACACCAGAACAAAUUGGAAUCGGUGUUAUGGUGGAAUUAAUUUGUUUUCUACCAAGUACAUUGCUUGUUGAAUUAUUUCGACGAUCAAGACGACGAAAGAAACGUCCAUCACCAGUUACUGAAGCAAUUAAAAAAAUACAACGUCCCCAACAGCAACAAAAGCAUACCCGUUUAACAGACGUGAAUCCACAAUUGACAAAUUAUGUUAUCAAUCCAAAUCUAAUACUUUCUACAAAAGAGCUUGAUGUAAUGCGUACAAAUCUUGCAUCACCAUUGCCUGUAAUUGUCAAUACAGACCAAAAAUAUGGAGUACCGAAGAAAAAACAAAAACGAACAUUUCCAUGGUGGUGUAUUAUAAUUGCCUAUUUAAUUUCAUUUUUUCUCGUGGGUAUAUCAGCGGUAUUCAUAAUUGCACGCGGAAUUGAAUUUGGUGAUUUAAAAACACAAAAAUGGUUAACAUCAUUAAUAUCAGGAUUUUUUACGUCUAUACUUUUGACUCAACCAAUUAAAGUUGUAUGUUUUGCAAUAUUCUUUGCACUAGUUAUUCGAAAAGAUGAUGAUGAACUACUGAUAGAAGAUGAGGAAGAAAUGUUAUUGGGCGAUGAUGAAGAAUAUAUGAAUAUAGAUACAUCGUUACUUAGUAUCCGUUCUAAAACCGGUUAUAUACCGUUGAAUGAAGCUGAAAUAAUGGAUGCAAGAGAAAAACGUUUGAAAGAAAUAAAGAUGUGGGAUAUUAUUCGAGAAAUAAUUGCCUAUGCCUCAUUUUUAUGGAUUUUGUAUGUUGUCAGUUAUUCAAAUCGUGAUCCAAAUGGAAAUCUAAUUGUUCAGCAUUUAAGAAGCUAUUUUUUGAAUAUUGACGUACCUUAUGUUGACUAUACAAACAUAUUUGAAAUUGAACAAUUUUGGUAUUGGUUAAAUCAAAGUUUUAUGUCAAAUAUCCGCGCUGAGAGAUGGUAUAAUGGUGAUGAACCAAGAAAUUUAACUGGAUAUAUAAACGAUAAAACAAAUCGAAUGAUUGGAUGGGCAACAAUGCGACAAUUACGUGUUAAACCAAAUUUGUGUGACGUAGCAAAGGCAUUUCAAAAUUUAAUUGAUGAUUGUGAAGCGGGCUACAGCAUAUUAAAUGAAGAUCGUCGAGAUUUCAAUCCUGGUUGGUCACUCUAUAAUGAAACGUUUGGGGCAUGGUCAAAUUAUAGUUCUACAGUUCUCAAUGCUUUUACGUAUCGUACGGGUUCAGAAACAGAUACAUAUCCUUAUGCUGGAGACCAUGCAACGUAUGCCGGUGGUGGUUAUUUGUAUGAAUUUCGUGGAAAAAUGAUCGAUAUGAUACAAAAUAUUACACUAUUAAGAGAUUUAUCAUGGAUCGAUAAGCAAACACGUGCAGUGUUUAUUAAAUUAAAUAUGUACAAUCCAAAUGUAAAUAUAUUCAUAUAUGUAACAUUUUUAUUAGAAUUAUUACCAACUGGUGGUGUUUUUACUGAAGCACGUUUUGAACCAUUAACUAUUAUGCAAAUAAAUGACGGUAAAUUUCAAAUUUCAUUUCAAACAAAAUUGAUAUGUUCUAUCUUGUACAUGUUAUUUAUUGUUUAUUAUAUGAUGCGUGAAAUACGAUUGUUAAUUAAAAUGAAAACAGCUUAUUUCAGAGAAUUUUGGACAUAUACUGAAUGGGGAAUAAUUGCAUGUUCAUGGAGUGGAAUGGGUGUAUACUUUUGGCGUAUUUAUGAGGGAAAUCGUAUUGGUACAUUAUUUGCUCAAACAAAUGGCUAUAUCUACAUCGAUUUACAAUUAGCAAGUUAUUUAAAUGAUGUGCUCACAUUUCUCCUAGGUUUUUGCUGUUUUUUUGGUACAAUAAAAUUCUUACGUCUGUUAAGAUUUAAUCGUCGUAUGUCAAUAUUGGCAACAACAUUACAAACAGCAGCUCGUGAUCUAUUAUCAUUUGGAUUCAUGUUUUCCAUUGUAUUUGUAGCAUUUUUAUGUCUAUUCUAUCUACUGUUUGUAACCACAUUAUGGGAAUGUUCUGAUUUUUUAAAAGCAGCACAAAUGUGUUUUGAGAUGAUGCUGUUGAAAUUUAAUGUAUCAGAUUUGAUGAGAGCUGGACCGAUACUUGGACCAUUAUGUUUCUCAAUGUUUAUCGUAUUUGUAGUUUUCAUAUGUAUGAACAUGUUUAUAUCGAUAAUUAAUGAUUAUUUUAAACAAGUGAGAAGUGACAUUGCAAAACAAAGUAAUGAAUAUGAAAUGAUGACAUUUAUGAUUAAUAAAUUCAAAAAAUGGACCGGUAUCGGUCGUCCGAAUGAAAUGGCUCAAUUACACUUGAAUCCAUUUGAUGGCACUCGAGUUCAUUAUCAUGAUCAAGUAUCGUAUUUUCCACAAAAAAUUGAUGAAUUAUUAAUAGCAUUAAAUAAGAUCUAUAUCGAGAAUAGACAAAAUGAUCCCACAUCCUUACCUGGAAAAACUCUAUUUAAAAAACAAGCGGUAUUACCGUCUAUUGGUGAAAAUUCAACAGAAAAAAAACGGAAAUAA
Molecule: messenger RNA, 10773 nt
Organism: Didymodactylos carnosus
Lineage: Eukaryota; Metazoa; Rotifera; Eurotatoria; Philodinida; Philodinidae
Source: the annotation of a GenBank genome assembly